AUGACCACUAAUAAAACAGUGGUUGAAGGUUCAAAGCCGGUCUGUGCUGUGGAGAUUGUCCCAAAGCCCCCUCCCUCCACCACCUCUGCUCCUGUGAUGGUGGUGGCAAAGAUGACUGCUGCUGGAGGGGUGCGCGGUACUGCAACUCAACAGCAGAUGACAAACACGGCCCUGAACCCGGUGGUCCAGUCCUGCCCCUCACCUGCUCCAGGCCGCACAGUGGUUAUUACUGUCCCCAGAGCUCCUACAUCUCAACCAGUGACACCAGCUCCUCGAGUGCAGACCACCACCACCACACAGCUCCCAGCCAACUUCCAAAUACCCCCAGGUAUGAUGCUUAUCCGCAGCAGCAGUGGGCAGUUGAUGAUGGUUUCGCAGCAGGCUCUGGCUCAGGCCCAACAAGCGGCUUCACGGCCCAACACCGGACCCCCCACUCCCACUGUCCUCACUCCUCCGCCGACUCCUUCAGUAAGCCAGUCAAAAGACAAGGUGACGAUGAUCCGAAUGGCAGCUCCACCUAACUACCAGUCAUCACCCAUGCAAAAGACUGCUCUGGUAAAGGUAGUCGGUGUUCCUCCCAAAGCCCUGAUCGCACAGCCACCAAUCCAGACGCGGAUCCUGACUUCAGUCACAGAGCCGAAGAAGGCAGCCACACCAGCUUUCAGUCAGGAAACAUUAGAAAGUGUAAAAAAGUGUAAGAACUUCUUGGUGACUCUCAUCAAACUUGCUUCGAGCGACUCCAGAUCUGAAAUCAUGGCCAACAACGUCCGAGGACUGGUCAAAAUUCUGCUGGAAGGGAAGUUGGAUGCAGAGGAGUUUACUGAGAAGCUCUACUGUGAGCUAAAGUCAACGCCGCAACCCUGUCUCGUGCCGUUUCUGAAGAAAAGUCUCCCGGCAGUUAGAGUGUUGACUCCAGAUCCACAGCUCUUUAUUCAGCAGGCCUCAUGUAAAGCCACUCUGGUCCCCAAAUCUGCGACUGACAAUGCAAAGCAGAUGAUGCCUCCUCCCAGGCCUGGUCAAGCAUGGCUUUCUCAACCUCAAAGCAAACUUGUCCCAAAGACAACUGGACUGCAGUCUGCGAGGAACUACACAGGGAAACUACCAAUGAGAGAGUGUUAUGAGCAGCCUCAUCAGACAUCCAAAAGUGUCGCUGGAACCUAUAAAGAAGACGAUGACAUAAAUGACGUGGCCUCUAUGGCUGGAGUAAAUCUGAGGGAGGAAAACGCCCGGAUUCUCACCACUCAAGUCGGCGCUGUGGUCCAGUCUUGCCACGACCAGCCUUUCCUCGCCCCAAAUGCACUGCUCACCAAAUUGCUUCAAAUGGGUAAGCUGGUUGGAGUCAAUGAGGUGGGUCCAGAGGUGGGGGCACUGGUCUCUCAUGCCACUCAGGAGUUUUUGCGGACUUUACUGGAGAAACUCUCUGUGAUGGCCCAACACCGCAAGAACCUUGUCAAGGACGACUGGUUUUACUCCAAAGUGAGUGAUGUGCGAUCACAGCUGAAGUUUCUUGAGGAUGUGGAGACUUUGAGGAAGAAGAGGAAAGAUGAAGAGGAGCGGGAGAGAAUGCUGCGGCUGGCCCGGAGACGCUGUCAUUUUGAAGACCCUGAGAUGAUUCUGCUAAAGCAAAGGGCCAAAGAGUUGCAGCUAUUGGAGCAGGCAGAGCUCCAGCAGAGGGAAGCUAACCUCGCGGCUCUGGCUGCAAUUGGCCCCCGGAAGAAGAGGCCUUUGGAGCUGGAUGGUCAGGUUUGUGUGCUGCCCCGUCCCAGUAUCCCAAGAGUGACCCGGAUCAUCCUGAGAGACCUGGUGCAGUGUAUGGAGCAGGACCGCCUCCUCCGGCACUCCCUCACUCUCUACAGAGCCAUGUUGUGA
Knipowitschia caucasica is the source of this 1869-nucleotide messenger RNA. NCBI's taxonomy places the organism in Eukaryota, Metazoa, Chordata, Actinopteri, Gobiiformes, Gobiidae. The record is from the annotation of a GenBank genome assembly.